AUGGACUGUUGCUCGCAGAUCAGCAGGGACCACGUGGGCAUCACGGAACGAAUUUUUCGAAACAUGUUACAUCGUCAUCAUAAGCCGACACGUCUUUGCGCGGCGGACGCGUCGGAGAAAAGUGGCAGGGUCUUUGUGUUGGACCUUCUCACAUGCAGACUUGUAGCUGUCGGUGUUGAUCACCACCAUCCACCGCAAGCCUACCACCGCACGCUGAGCGCAACGCGACAUCGACGAACCGACCAUAUCGCGUCGCCGGAAACAAUUCCCGACGUGCAAUCAGAAUAG
Molecule: messenger RNA, 288 nt
Organism: Pseudozyma hubeiensis SY62
Lineage: Eukaryota; Fungi; Basidiomycota; Ustilaginomycetes; Ustilaginales; Ustilaginaceae
Exons: 1
Coding region: 1-288 (95 amino acids)
Source: RefSeq, a predicted model, not a curated record